ACGCGCCCUUUGCGUUUUGCCCAAUGAGCGCUACGGAAGCCGUGAAGUUCUGAUUCUACGACGUUCCGCUUCCUCUCUGCCAGGCUCCUCCCCGGUCCAAGCUAAGUGCCAGGCUGAGAGUACUCGGGGAAAGAGACAGGAAUAAAGUGUGUGUAUGAUAAAAGACGAUAUCGUUUUUCACAUCCCCGGGGAAGUUUGUGAAAUCUCAGCAUUAAAUCUGGGCUUUAAACGGACUGAAAAUCAGCAGAGACGGGGCGGGACGGAGUCUCGAGAGUUUGGCCGGAGUGCGGUUGAUAUUUUUGCGGUUGACAGCAACCGUGCAGGUGUACGUGUGUGUAGAUGUGUGACAGCGGAGUGUGUGAGGACAAGCCCCCAGCCCCCCCUGUCAGGAUGAGCAGCCAAGGAGGAGGACCUAAGGACUCCCAGUCAGCCAAUCACAGCUCUCGGCCACUGCCGUCUGUACCGGAGGAGAGGAAGUCCAGAAACAAGAUCAUCUCCAUGUUUGCCUCUGAGAAAGGAGGCAGGAAGAAGGACCGGGACAAGGACAGGCCGGAGAUCUCCUCCCCCUCAGAUUUUGAACACACCAUCCAUGUGGGUUUUGAUGCUGUCACUGGAGAGUUCACUGGCAUGCCGGAGCAGUGGGCCCGUCUCCUUCAAACCUCCAACAUCAGUAAAUCAGAACAGAAACAGAAUCCUCAGGCCGUCCUCGACAUUCUCAAGUUCUACGACUCCACCAGUGGAAAACAGAAAUACCUCAGUUUUUCCGCCUCGGAUAAAGACUCACAGUCACAAGGCAAGCAGGGUACAACGACCUCCCCAUCAGGUAGCAAGGAUGGAGACUAUGAUGACGAUGACGAUACACCCCCUCCAAUUGUGGCACCGCGGCCAGAACACACAAAAUCAGUGUACACGAGGUCGGUGAUAGACCCACUCCCAGCUCCAGAGGUAGACUCUAAGGCAGCUGACAAACAGAAGAAGAAGGGAGGCAAGAUGACUGAUGAGGAGAUCAUGGAGAAACUCAGAACUAUUGUCAGUAUUGGAGAUCCUAAGAAGAAAUACACUCGCUAUGAGAAGAUCGGCCAGGGGGCAUCUGGCACAGUUUACACAGCCAUCGAUGUUGCCACAGGACAAGAGGUGGCCAUCAAACAGAUCAACUUGCAGAAGCAGCCAAAGAAAGAGCUAAUUAUCAAUGAGAUCCUGGUCAUGAAGGAAAUGAAGAACCCCAACAUUGUCAACUUCGUAGAUAGUUUCCUCGUAGGAGAGGAGCUUUUCGUGGUGAUGGAGUACCUGGCUGGUGGCUCCCUAACUGAUGUUGUGACAGAGACGUGCAUGGACGAGGCCCAGAUCGCCGCCGUCUGCAGAGAGGUCCUCCAGGCUCUGGAGUUUCUUCAUGCCAACCAGGUCAUCCACAGAGACAUCAAGAGUGACAACGUAUUGCUGGGGAUGGACGGCUCCGUCAAACUCACUGACUUCGGCUUCUGUGCCCAGAUCACCCCAGAGCAGAGCAAACGCAGCACCAUGGUGGGGACCCCGUACUGGAUGGCUCCAGAGGUGGUGACCAGGAAAGCCUAUGGACCCAAAGUGGACAUUUGGUCUCUGGGGAUCAUGGCCAUAGAGAUGGUGGAGGGAGAGCCUCCAUAUCUCAACGAGAACCCUCUCAGGGCAUUGUAUUUAAUCGCCACCAAUGGGACUCCUGAGCUGCAGAGUCCAGAGAAGCUGUCUCCUGUCUUCAGAUCCUUCCUGUCCCGCUGUCUGGAGAUGGACGUGGAGAAACGAGGAUCAGGCAGAGAACUGCUGCAGCACCCAUUCCUGAAGGUGGCCAAGCCUCUGUCCAGCCUCACCCCGCUCAUCCUUGCAGCCAAGGAGGCCAUGAGGAGCAGCCGCUAAAUCCCAGUCUCUAAAGACUAUCAGAGCUGACGCCACUGACAGCCAACCAGCCAGCAUCUUCUACUGGUCUACGUAUGAUGACCAUCAGCAGCCUGCUAUGUUUGUGUUUUUUCAAAGGGCCUCUCCACUCCUCCCAGUGCUUCUGUACUGACGCCAGAUUUAUCUUACCUUUGUGCCUUGCAUACAGCCAUAAUAUAAUAUGUUUUCUGUUUGUUGCAGCCAUAGCAUGUGUGUGUUGUUGACGUUGACACUGGUUACUACAGUAUAUCAGGAAUGCAGGAACGCUGUUGCAAAGGUUCAAGACUCUUUGCACACCAAGAGCCAUAUUCACACAGGAUUUUAUCUUACUAGAGGUCUUCCUAAAAGGCGCUAAAGGUUCCAGGCUAAGAGUCUCCUCUUAAAACCUGUUCACAAAGCUUCUCUGAGCAGCUUUUACUGAAGAAAUGAGGAACUCCUAAGCUAAGGGAAGGGGCGCGGUUGGCCCUGUUACUAUGGAUGACAUGUUUAAUGAAUGAACUUACUCUCUACAGUGAUUGGUUGACAGGUGACUGGUCUGUGUCAGUGAAAUAAAAUAUUAAGGAUUACAGCGAAAAUAUUCUAAGUUUGUCAGCGAUGCAAAUUGCAUUUGUCCAAGUAGUGGCGAGUUGUGCAAACCAUCAUCUCUGAUGUUACUGGAUUGUUUUGAUUUGUUGGUGAGCUGACUGGAUCUUUAUUAACUCGCCAGCCAUCAAAAUAUGCUUUUAUGAAUUCAUUAUGGGUCACUAUGGGUCCUCUUCUCACAGACUUAGGAGCUAGUUUUAGCACUGAAUUGCUCUGUGAAUUACUCUUAGACAAAAAUGUCAGGUCUUAAAGUUUGGACAGACACAGCCCUUAUUUUUGGUUUCUUCUAACUUGAACAGUUAGGAGCUACUUUUAGUGGUAGGAUGUUUUAUGAAUAAGGAAAUCUUUAAAUAAUUUUGUGUAUCAGAUAAAAGUUUUGUGACACAAGCAAACUUGUUCAUCACGAGAGAUGAAUAUUGUGAGGAUCCUAGAAUUUUGGUGUGUGGAGAGACUGGAAUCUUUGCAACUGUUUGCUAUGGUUGCUGUUGCUAUGGUUACACGUGUGCAUUCUGACAGGGUCCAAUAGUUUUGAAAUUGGCAUGGAAAACUAAAAUGUACCAAUACUGUGCUGUACUGUGGCCUAGCAUGGGACAAUGCAGUCUUUGUGCAGGGGCAAAGCCAUACCAAUGUCCUUAUUUGACCCUGUAUCUUACUGAAAAUUAAACCAUUCCAGUAAAAGGAAUAGGAUUUAAGUUUUUUGUAAAUUAAAUUUCUGUAAAAGGUUUCAAACCUCUGGUGGCUGUUUAGGUUGUUACCAGGCACCGAAACACACUAUCAUUAACUUGACUUCAUACACCUCUGGUAUCAAACUCUCUCUGUAGGCUCUUCUGCAAACUAUGCAAACCCAUCUGAACACUCUGAUGUUUCCUGCAUCAAAAAUUGCCUUGAAUCCUUGAGCUUACUAUACCUACAAGCCAAAUUUCUUUCACUGAUGUUUUUCUAGCUGUCCUGUUUGUCUUUAGCUGUACCUUUUGCAAUAGACUCCUUACUGUUGGUGUGUUGGUGCGAGUACAACACAAAUACUGUAUGAAAUUGUCUGUCUGAAUGUGUUGAACUGGAGGAAGGCCGUGCAUUUUUUUGUAUAUUAUGUAUUGGUGAUGCCCUGUGUUUUUUUUUUAAACAGCUUUUUUAAAAGUAUGUAUAUCAUUAUUUUAUAUUUGUAACUAACACAACAGAAGACAAAUGAGUUUUUUCAACUUGUUUUUGUAUACCGAUUCAUCCUCAGUUCCCUGAACUGUGCAAUUAUGGACUCCCAACCAUAAAAUGUAUUGAUAAGCCUGAGACACUCGAGCCAGACCUGAGUCAAGCAGUAUUUGGAAACAAUUAUUUGUUUUAACCUGCUUGGAGUACCAAAUUACAGUUUAUACCUAAUUUUCUAGAAAGUUUAGACAAUCAUUGGAAAGUGCUUAAAAAUGGUUAUUAAAUGUGCCCUUAACAGAUGCAUGAUGCAGUAAAACCUACUUGUAUGGUACCAAACAGGUUGACACAAAUACUGAGUACUUGCAAAUACUAUUAACAGGCUGGAAUACACUGUUAUGUGGCUUUUUACCACAACACACAUUCCAGUUAUAUGUGUAAUAUGAAUGAUUGAAGAGUUUAAAAUGAAUGUGUUGUUGUUUAUCAUGAAACCAACAACUUCUGGCGUUGAAUAAAAUCCAUACAGGAUGUAAAUUAUUAAUAAAGGUGGACCUAAAUCGG
This is a messenger RNA of Siniperca chuatsi (mandarin fish), 4185 nucleotides long. Its product is annotated as serine/threonine-protein kinase PAK 2-like. Gene Ontology annotation, molecular function: ATP binding; protein serine/threonine kinase activity. Gene Ontology annotation, cellular component: cytoplasm. The record is from RefSeq and is a predicted model, not a curated record. The transcript is spliced from 15 exons. Gene Ontology annotation, biological process: intracellular signal transduction; protein phosphorylation; regulation of MAPK cascade. Bases 340 to 1887 code for a protein of 515 amino acids. Lineage: Eukaryota; Metazoa; Chordata; Actinopteri; Centrarchiformes; Sinipercidae.